AUGGCUACUUCACGUCUUGCAAGGUUUGUAUCAGAAGUUGCCCCGCCUCAAUUCGUGACGGUGAUGAGGAGACAUCGAGCAGCGAAGCAGAAGCUAGAUACAAUCAAAGAAGAAGAGUAUAAAGAAGAUGGUUUUAGUGGUGGGAUGAUGAUGACAAUGAUGUCUAAAUAG
Molecule: messenger RNA, 171 nt
Organism: Eruca vesicaria subsp. sativa (arugula)
Lineage: Eukaryota; Viridiplantae; Streptophyta; Magnoliopsida; Brassicales; Brassicaceae
Source: the annotation of a GenBank genome assembly